GCAGAGGACGAAAAGCAAGUGCCUUUUUUGUUACUGGUUUUUCCCGUAGAGAGAGAGAGAUCACGAGCUUUCUCUUUCGCUUAUUACAACCCGAAAAAACAGGGCAGGGGAUCCAAAGGGAGAGGAAUCUCAAGAAACCCAUUGUUGUUUGGUUAAAGAACUCACGGGUCACAGCGAAAAAAAAAAUCUGUUCUCUGCAGUCUCUUUCUCAUACCCACCAGCUUCUUCGUCGCCAUCUUCAGUACCAUUAUCUACCUCCGUCCCUUCUUCUCCUUCUUCUUCUUCAAAUCCCAACUGUCCAAAUUUCAAGACGUCGCUGCUGUCACCCGGAAACUUUCCAGCUCAGUCUCUCGUUGUUUUGGCUUCAGGGCAUAACACAUAGCGAUGUCGUGGUCGCAGUCAUGUUGGGUCUCUGUUAGUUAGCUCAAGCUGUUGUAUCGUGUGUCUUGCUUUGUUCUUUUGUCUGAAACAGAGCUGAGAUCGGAGAGAGAGAGAGAGAGAGAGAGAGAGAGAGAGAGAGAGAGAGAGAGAGAGAGAGAGGGAAAUGGAUCGGCAAGCGGUGACUGUUGGGGGGAUGGACAUGCCGAUCAUGCACGAGAGCGACCGGUACGAGCUCAUGAGAGACAUUGGGUCGGGAAAUUUCGGUGUGGCCCGAUUGAUGAGGGACAAGCAGACCGACGAGCUUGUUGCUGUCAAAUAUAUCGAGAGAGGUGAGAAGAUCGAUGAAAAUGUUAAAAGGGAGAUAAUCAACCACAGGUCUUUAAGACAUCCCAAUAUCGUAAGAUUCAGAGAGGUCAUAUUGACACCAACCCAUCUGGCUAUCGUCAUGGAAUACGCGUCUGGUGGAGAACUGUUUGAGCGUAUCUGUAAUGCUGGCCGAUUCAGUGAAGACGAGGCAAGGUUUUUCUUCCAGCAGCUCAUUUCAGGAGUUAGCUAUUGCCAUGCUAUGCAAGUCUGUCACCGGGACUUAAAAUUGGAGAAUACGUUAUUAGAUGGCAGCCCGGCUCCUCGUCUAAAGAUAUGUGAUUUCGGGUACUCCAAGUCCUCAGUGUUGCACUCUCAGCCAAAAUCAACUGUUGGAACCCCGGCUUAUAUUGCUCCGGAGGUUUUACUAAAGAAAGAAUACGACGGGAAGAUCGCGGAUGUGUGGUCUUGCGGGGUGACGUUGUACGUUAUGCUGGUUGGAGCGUAUCCUUUCGAAGAUCCCGAGGAGCCUAAAAACUUCAAGAAGACGAUACAUAGGAUCCUGAAUGUUCAGUAUUCGAUUCCCGACUAUGUUCACAUAUCUCCCGGAUGUCGCCACUUGAUAUCCAGGAUAUUUGUGGCCGACCCUUCCAAGAGGAUAAACAUUCCGGAGAUAAGGAACCACGAGUGGUUUCUGAAGAAUCUACCAGCAGAUCUAAUGGAUGACAACGCGAUGAACAACCAGUUCGAUGAAUGUGAUCAGCCGAGGCAAAGCAUCGAUGAGAUAAUGCAGAUCAUCGCUGAGGCCACGGUCCCUGCUGCUGGCUCACAGAGCCUGAACCAAUAUCUCACUGGAAGUUUGGACAUUGACGAUGAUAUGGAAGAAGACUUGGAGAGUGAGCCCGACGAUCUUGACAUCGACAGCAGCGGAGAGAUAGUUUACGCCAUGUGAUGUGAUCUUGAUAGGGACUCUCUCUCUCUCUCCUGUGACAAAGAAGAAGAAGAAAGAAGAAAGAAGCAAGAAACUGAUGGGUGUUUUUUCUUCAUGACUCUUGUCGCUAUUUCAUCUGUAUGUGUGUGUGUGUAUUGACAGUUUCACUUUGGUCUGAUCUGCAACACAAUCUCUCAAAGACAAAUGCGUGUUAGAGAAUCAAACAAGAGCACAGAAAGAGGGAGGAGGCUUUAAGGCUGGGAAACAAAUACAUGAAGUCUCUAUCAAAGUAAACAGUGAAAUUAUUGAAUUUGGGUUUAAAUGGGGGGCCGGUCCUAUACACGUGUCAUUGUUUGAAUGGCUGUUGUUGGGUAAGGUCAAGGUGGUCCAAUCAUGGUUUUUAUUUCCCAACAUUUGUCUAAUUGAAUGUUCCGUAAGCGUUA
Messenger RNA from Tarenaya hassleriana, 2058 nucleotides. Its product is annotated as serine/threonine-protein kinase SRK2E. The record is from RefSeq and is a predicted model, not a curated record. Lineage: Eukaryota; Viridiplantae; Streptophyta; Magnoliopsida; Brassicales; Cleomaceae. Bases 545 to 1636 code for a protein of 363 amino acids. Gene Ontology annotation, molecular function: protein serine/threonine kinase activity; ATP binding. The transcript is spliced from 10 exons. Gene Ontology annotation, cellular component: nucleus. Gene Ontology annotation, biological process: intracellular signal transduction; protein phosphorylation.